This is a messenger RNA of Cladocopium goreaui, 4531 nucleotides long. The record is from the annotation of a GenBank genome assembly. Lineage: Eukaryota; Dinophyceae; Suessiales; Symbiodiniaceae.
GAAGCUGCCGAGUCGUACUGGGUGCAGAAUGUUUUGAAAUCUUUUGCUCAGCAAACUGGGUACCAUUUGCAUCAGAACUUGCUGUCAUUGCACCACACAUGGCCAUCUCACCGAACAAGAUGGUGGGCUGUCCUGUCCAUGCCGAGAAGAUGAGCAUAGAGCCUCAAACAGAAGCCGCCCAACCUUGUUCAGGCAGUGUUGAACCGAGCGUCAAGCAUUGUGCUCGACCAAGCAGCCUUGCAUCCGAGUCCGUGGUAUUGCCAGGUCAGUCCAUGUCUCUUGUAGGUCCUGCCGUGGAUGUCGAGUCCAUGUCCUUGUCUGGUCGUGCCGAUUGUGUUGCCCCAGAGGUCAGCGCCAAGCUAGGCCCCUUUACCUUGCAAGCGUCCGGUCCCAACCAACUUGCCUCUGUCGAGACUGAGUUUGGAGCAUCCGUGUACAGACCCAAAGACCAUUUUGGAUUUCUGCAUCCUAAUGUUGAACCGAGUGUCAAGCAUUGUGCUCGUCCAAGCAGCCUUGCAUCCGAGUCCGUGGUUUCGCCAGGUCAGUCCAUGUCUCCUGUAGGUCCUGCCGUGGAUGUCGAGUCCCUGUCCUUGUCUGGUCGUGCCGAUAGUGUUGCCCCAGGGGUCAGCGCCAAGCCAGGCCCCAUUGCCUUGCAAGAUUCCGGUCCCGACCAACCUGCCCUUGUUGCGCCUGAGUUUGGAGAAUCCGUGUACAGACCCAAAGACCAUUUUGGAUUUCUGCAGCCUGAUGUACAGACAGCUUUCCUGCAUACUCCUCCGAUAGGCCAACAUAGCAAAGCAGAAUUGUUCAACAGCCUCUCAGAGGUUGACCCAGGCCAAGCCAGACGUGUCCAUGAAGCUCUGUUCAAAGCCAAUCAAACCUUGCCUGACUUCAAACACUCGAUCAUCAAACCUGAUGAACAGAUGUAUGUGCACCAGCGAAAAUCCUCCGGAAUGCAGGCCACUCCGGAUGACAAGAAUGCCUGCCCAGAUCUCCCAAAACCCGGAAUCCAGGCAACUCCGGGAGAACAUAAUGCCUGGGAGAAUCACCAACAUGAAAGCACCUCAGUUCCCAUUGCGGCCAAGCUGCCCAUGCUACCACUUGAACGCCACAGUGAAAUUGGCUCCUCAGCUUUGCCUUCUGAUGUGAAUUGCCUAGUUCAACGAGAAGCGUCAGAGCUUCCCACGCAGACCAUGAACAAUCUUGCGGAAGAUGGAAAAGCCCAGGAUCCAUGGAUUUCCCGUGAUCCCUGGUCACAAGCUAUUGCAUCCGCCAAUCACAAGACCAGCAGAUCAUCAAGUUUGCCAUCAGACCCUUCACAACAGCAGAUGCAUCCGUAUCAGCAACAUGGAGGUGUGAAUCAAUUUGCUAGUCGCAAACGGGGAUCUCAUCCAGGUCACGGUGCAGGAUCCCUGUACAAAAUGUUUGUCAAGCAGGGCACAACUGUUGGUCAAGUGGCCAUCGCAGAGGGAAACCUUCUUGAGCUUCCUGAACCUGUCAGAACCUUGGAUGCAAUGGGCCUUCAUUUGCCAGUCUACCGAGAAGUGUUUGACAACCAAAUCAUCCUUUUCGAAGAUGGUACAAAACCUCAUUUGAUCCAAUCCCCUUUCAUGGACAACAUGUCCCGCCAUGAUGCGCUCUGGAGUCAGCAAGGUUGGGUUGCUUGUGAUGAAAUGAAGUUUUAUCUGCAAAUGAUUGGGCAGCCUAAUUUAACCAACACGACUCCACCAGUGAUUGUGCCGCAAGAUGAGGACGGACCAAGACUGAUUGAAGAAUGGCUCACCAUUGGCAUGGACAAAAUUGGAGCAGGACAUACCAGUUUUUCGUUGCACACUGCCUGCCUUUUCAACCAGCAUUGGUUUCCGAUCUCAGCACUGUUUAACAACGACGAGAUUAAGGUAACCACCACGCUGACUGAUUUGCCCACUUUGAAGAACUGGAUUCAGGUCUCCCUCGGAUUUGAUGUCCUAUUCCAGUAUCGUGUGCCAAUUGAAAGUUUCCCUGCCGACUGCGGAUUUCAAACGAUUGCAGCCAUCAUGGCACAUGACCUAGCUGACAGCAGGGCUUAUCCCAUGAGCUCUGAAGACGCGAUCAAGUGGAGACAACAGUUUGCCAAUCACCUGGCCAACCAAGGUACAGCAGACCGUUUUGACUACCAAGUGCAGUAUGGUGGAGUUGCAGAGCCCCUUGUGACUGAACUAUCUGUGCUACUUCAAGCACACGGUGUCAAAGCUGAGAGAGUAGGUGAACUGGCAACUCACCUCAUCCAAACUUUUGGCAAACAAUCCAUCCAGCAGACAUUGGGUUCUGCUCGACCAUGGGCUGACUUGAAAGCCAAAGCCUCAGCACAUCGUCCUCCCAUUAAGCUUGUGCUUACAGAGGAAUUGCAAAGCCAGAUUCAUGACAGACUUCAAACUGGAAAGCAGAUCGGUAACAAGAAGAACAAGCAAAACAAGCGUGCCAGCCAAACCACCUGGUCCGCACCACGAGCCUCAGAAGUGCAGAUCCCCAAUGGAAUCUUUCAGCAGAGUGACGGAAGCCCUUUGAAUCAGAUCACACUGCAUCAAAUGCAGCUCAACCAGAAAGGUGUAGCAGUUGUGAACAUCGAAGAUGCUCUUCCUUUUCUCCAUUUGCAAAAACCGAUCAGUGCUGAAGGAAUAGGCAUGUUAGUCCUUGACUUCCAUGACCAAGCCCUUCCUGCUUGCCAUCAGAUCAUCCGUUUUCCUGCGUCUUGUGCCGGAACGCAGGAACCCAUGAUUCUAACAGCAGCUCUUCUUCAGUUAGGAAUGGAGAUCGAUUUGGAUUACGGACAUCCAGCCAACAUGCAGCAGACGUGCACGCCUUGCACAGGAAUCACUCCUGACAAGAAUGGUCUGGUGUGGAUUGCACACGCUUCUGAACCACCGAAUUUCUUCAUUUUCACCAUGCAGCAUGGAGAUGUUUUGAUUAGUGAAGUUCAGUCCAGCAAGCCAUCAGCCAAGCGAGUGGAAGGAGUACCAGUUGCUUCUGCCAGGACACUCCGACAUCUCAAUUCCAGUGCGAUGGUUGCAGCCAACGUGAGCCAUGAUAUCUCCAAACAAGAUCCACUGCAACUCAAUGACCCAUGGGCUGGAGCAGCCAAAGGCCAAAGUGCCCGAUCCACGAGCAUCACACCAAGUCAAAUGGCAUCAAUGGAAAACAACGUGGAGAAGAGGCUCAGAGCCACGUUCCAGCAACAGCUCACUGGAACCAAAACUGACGAUGCCCCAAUGGAUGCCCAAGUGGACACCAGAGUAACGCAACUCGAACAACAAGUGAGUUCGUUAACUGACAACCUCAACCAGCUUACAGGUUCCUUGUCGUCAUUCAAGCAGCAGCAGCAGCAGACCCAUAAUGCCCAAGUAGUGCACCAAGUCCAAGCCUUGAAGCAGCAAGCAGAACAACAAGACAACGCAAUACGGUCCAUUCUCGACCAAAAGAUGGAGGCCAGAAUGUGCUUGAACACCUUUCUUUGCAAUGACGUUUGGAUCCAUGGCGCUGUCGUCUAUGGCUUUGCACAUCGAGCAUACUCCACAGAAGUCCGCAAUGCCACAGAUGAGCUCCUGCAGGUUGAACUCAGCGCGAUCUGCCUCACUGUUCAUGCCGAGGUCAGAUGGUUUGAGAAGAUGUUGCAAACUGAUUUGAUCACCAAAGCCAAAAACAACAGAGUUCUUAACCCGAAUAAAGUUUUUCAGGACUUUGCCAAACCUUCAGUUUCGCCGGUUUGCAUUCUUUUGGAUGAAGUGGCAUCUCGUAUCACUGAAGUUGACCAUGAUGACAAUUCCAUCACGCUUGACAGACAGUCCAAAUUUUGGGAUGGUGAACUGAUCACGCAAGCCGGACCAGCAACACCCAUCAUCAUUUGUGACGAUAAGGUGUGGUUAGAUUCCAUUGAUGGCCUUGUUCCCGGACAGCCAGUCCGACAAGAACGUUUUGUAGGACAGCUCAAUGAAAUGUUCAACCGUUUUCAACAUGAAUGGCAGAAGCGUUGGGACCGCCACCUCGAUGUGCCAGAUGAACAGUGGUCUCCCCUGACCGAUUUCUUCUGCCUUGCAAGACCACCAGCGCCUGAAAUGACCUACACGCCCAUCACCAGAGAUCUCUGGACCAAAACUUUAAAACGGAAAAAGCCCAGAGCAAAAGGACCCGACGGUUGGACCAGACAAGAUCUCCUUCAACUGCCAUUAGACUUGACUGAUGCCAUACUUGACAUGCUGCACGGUAUUGAAGCAGGUACCAUGCAGUGGCCCAGACAGAGCUCCUCCACCAAUCUUGAGAGCAUGGGCCCAAGCUCUGACUUCCAUGGAGAGACGGUUCAGUAUCAGAGGUACAAAGUUGCAUGCGACGUUGCUUCCAGACAAACGUUCGUGGGCCUUGCGAACUGUGAUGCAGCCUUCACUCUAGAGAACAUGACACCACAUGCUCGUGACCGUGCUAUCAUGAGAAGUGCGAUGAAUGGCACCUUCUACACAGCAGAUCAUUUGAAGCACAGGGACACCCCAGGUGAUACCAG